Molecule: messenger RNA, 2328 nt
Organism: Dermacentor albipictus
Lineage: Eukaryota; Metazoa; Arthropoda; Arachnida; Ixodida; Ixodidae
Source: RefSeq, a predicted model, not a curated record
AUGGCGACGCAAGUUGGGCCGCCUAUUUUUGACGAAGGGGACGACAAGUGGGACGCAUAUCAGGUGCGAUUAGAAGCUUUUUUCGAAGCCCACGAGAUUGUCGAUCCGAAGAAGCGUCGGGCCUUACUUGUUGCCGCCCUUAGUACGAAGACUGCAGAUCUCCUGGCAGGCCGUUGUGCGCCUAACAGAAUUCAGGAUCUGACGUACGAAGCAGCAGUUCAAAAACUGGCCGAGUAUUUUGCACCGAAAGGCAACGAGAUAGCGGAGUCUUAUCAGUUUUUCACAAGGAAUCAGCUAGCUGACGAGUCGACAAGCGACUUCAUUGUCGAGCUACGGAAAAUGGCUAACAGGUGCAAUUUUGUCCAGGCGCUAGAGAGAAUGCUGCGUGACAGGCUUGUCUGCGGUCUACGGGAUGCUGGAGUGCGUCGUAAUCUGCUAGCAAGGCACACGCUCACACUGCAGGAAGCAGAGGAUGUGGCGCUAGCCGCUGAGAUGGCUGCACGCAACGUACAACAGAUGGGAGAUGGGCCAAUCAGAGAGGGCGUCCACGCAGUGCGAACGAAGCAAGAGCGGCAGAAGUUCUCCAGAAGACCACAGCCAGACAGGAUGAAAAAUUCGAACAAUGAAGUACAGACCGGCUGCCUUUGCUGCGGAAGCGACACCCACAAGACCGCCAAAUGCAGGUUCCGCCGCUUUGAGUGUUUCUCUUGUCGGAAGAGGGGACACCUGGCUUCAAUGUGCAAUUCCAAGCCACACCAAGAAAACGUAGCUCACUGUGAGGAACCAUCCUCGGACAGCGAGGACUACGGACAGUUCCUGUUACACCUCCGUGAGUCGUCGACAGGACUGGUUCGGCCGAUAUGGCAAACGUUUCAAUGGAAAGGGGUGCCUGUGAAGAUGCAAGUGGACACAGGGUCACCAGUGUCAAUAGUGACAUGGCCAACUUAUGCCCAGCAUCGCCACCGCUGGCCCAGGCUCGACAAGUCGUCGUUGCAACUGAGUUGCUUCCUAGGGAGACUACCAGUUAAAGGGCAGCUGAAAAUUCCUGUCACCUACGAUGGAAAAACCGCCAACGCGACGCUAGUAGUGCUCGGCUGCUCAGGCCCAAACCUGUGUGGGCGAGACAUCAUUCAAGCAUUCCAGCUGACUGGAGGCUCAGUGCUCAACGUGGACGUCAACGACGGUAAGCCGCCAGCUCCUGACCAAAUUGCCAUUGCUGAUACGCUGAGGGCGGAAUAUGCCGAUUUGUUUUCGCCAGGGCUAGGAUUAAUCAAGGGGCCUCCGGUUCAUCUACAGUUACGUGAAGGAACCAUACCGCGAUUCUGCAAGGCCCGUUCUAUACCGUACGCACUACAAGAGCCUGUAAAUACAGAAAUCGCAAAGUUGGCUGACACGGGCAUACUGACGCAGGUCGCCAGCGCCGAGUGGGCUGCGCCACUCGUUCCCGUCGUCAAGGACGGCUCCAUCCGCUUGUGUGGCGAUUUUAGAACGACAGUCAACACAGCAUGCCACACGGAACAAUAUCCGCUGCCAAAGAUAAGGGACAUAUUUGCGAAGCUCAGCGGAGGCGAAGUAUUCAGUACAAUAGAUUUGAAGGAUGCAUACAACCAGCUACCAAUAGAUGACGCGACAAAGAAGCUGCUGGUAGUAAACACGCCAAAAGGGUUGUAUAGCUUCAACCGGCUGCCGUUUGGGGUGGCGUCGGCACCGGCAGUUUUUCAGAAGCGAAUGGAAGCACUGUUGCAAGGGCUACCGGGUGUGCAAGUGUACUUAGACGAUGUGGUGGUCGCCGAGAAAAGAGGAAAUUGUGACACGUUGCGCAAAGUGUUCCAGCGGUUCAGGGAAGCCGGUGUUAAACUUCACCCGCUCAAAUGCAGAUUCCGAGCACUUCCACGCAGACAUUCGCCCGGACAACCGGUGUGGUGCAAGGACUAUAGGGCAGGUGCGAGCUGGAGACCCGGAGUGAUACAGAAUACCAGGGGCGUCCGCCUGAGCACAGUCAAGACGGAGGAUGGGGAACUAUGUGAGCGUCAUGAAGAUCAGCUACGGCACCGCGCGGAUGCUCAGCAACCAACAUCGCUGGAUGAGGAAGGCGCUGAAAGGAACGGAGGAUUAGCCCCACCAAACGAAGAUGCAGACCCUCUGGUGGGCUUUUCGGGUACCAGCCCCAAUUCCUCGGCUAGCGAAGAGCACGAAACGGGAGCUGCCAACACUGGAGUCCCGGAAGAGCACGACACGGGUACUGCCAAUGCUGGACCUCUGGCAGUUCCAAUUCGCAGAUCAACCCGGCGUCGCAAGGCGCCAGACCGUUUCCAGAGCUCCUCCUAA